AUCACCAGAUGAUGACCACGGCCAGCCCUUCCUGCACAGGGGCUAUGACAGGGCAUUCGGUUUUGACCUGGGCCCCACAUCCAGCUCUGCCCUGACUCUCGGGUCCACCCUGGAAAAGUCAGGAGACACCCAGGGAAAGAAGGCAAUGGCCUCCUCCCGCCUUGUUGUUCCGUGGCCAGCAGCGACGCUGGAGCAUCCACUUAACCCCCAACAAAUCCUCCCGUGCCAGGGACUGAGGGGUUGGUGGGGGGCAGCCCCUGCGCUCCCAGAGCUCACAUUCCACGGGGCUGUGCACCAAAGCAAGGCCUGUCGGACAUAGUUAAAAGCACCCGAUUCUCUUGACAUCAGACUCAAUCUUCUGGGAAGAUCCCCCUCCCCUUGGCCUCCCCUGAUACAACUGAACAGAGCUCCAGAAAGACACAGUUGGCAAGUUAUCCACCACUUCCCCCCUCACUUCCUUGGUCAGAAAGAUGGGGAUACUGAGAGGACCUGUGCCAUAGGAUAGUUCUAGCUGAUACAUGAGGAUGCCAGUGCAGAGCCCAGUAGCACACGGCGUAGCCAUUCAGAUCAACUGGCAUCUACUGAGGGCUGCUACAUCAGUUCCUUUUCCCCAGAAUACUCCAUGCAUGC
Molecule: messenger RNA, 630 nt
Organism: Leptonychotes weddellii (Weddell seal)
Lineage: Eukaryota; Metazoa; Chordata; Mammalia; Carnivora; Phocidae
Source: RefSeq, a predicted model, not a curated record